AUGUCAACUCCCAACUCACACCCCACCGAGCAAAGUCACUAUGUGGCAGACUUAACACCUCAUCCUCAUUCCACCGGACAGGAAAUUUUCCCUGUUGGGAUGUCCCCGCAUGAAUUCCCACAGGGUCAUCCCCUCCAUAUUCCUCUAGGCCAAUCUCCGACUUGUGCAGCAAAUCAGAAACCAUCCACCGGCCAUACGGCUUCCCAAACACCCGCUACUGCACAAUUUCGGCCUGUUUUGUACACUCCAUCGCCACUCGGAAAUGGCACCGCUAAUCAAUCUGAAUGUGACCCACAACUCGCCCCUUCCAAAUCCAACCAACCCUUCUCUAGCGGCUAUGUUGCUCCAUCCUCGACUGGUAGUUUGACUCCGAUGAUGUCUUUUGAGCCAGGUGCAACUCCAGCCGAGCCUGCUAAGAAGCCCAGGAAGAAGAGGGCACCUCGUAAGAAAGCCCCAACCCAGCCCCUCGAAAACGCUCCUCCUCCGGAAACUGUCCCAAGCAUCACUCAUCCAAAGGAAACCAUCAUCGAUCCCACUGACCCUACACAGCGACCCAAACGACAUCGUGUUGAUGCUGAAACACUUGAUAAAAUCUGCGGAGAGCCACUGGACCAACUUCGGGCUCGGGCGGUCAAGUACGCCGAGUAUGAGCGCCUGACUGCUGAAGACAAGCUUGCACUUGAUGAAGCUUAUCGUGAGUAUCAGACGCAGGUCCACCUAAUUGCUAUUGAGCGCAAACUACACCCUAAACCAGUCUUGCAGUAUCUUGGUAACGAGGUUCGAAUUCGUGGCCCAUCCAAUUUCAAUAAUUUCUGUGUUUACGACCAGGUUGCCGGUCCGAUUUACCAUGACAAAACGAUGUCCAUUUCUGAUCGGAUGAGCGAGUGUGCCCGCCUGUGGCACCUCCUGGACAAGACUACCCAAAACCAGUGGAGGGACCAGGACUUUCUAGACUCCAUUUCUCCUCCUGACAAUAUCGCUCCACCAGCACAAGACGGUGCUGAAGCUGUUGCUCAAUGGAAGAAACGCGAUAAGUUUAAGUUGACAUUAUGGAUACGCAAGAUCAAAAGAGAUCUCAAAAAUCUAAGUGUUUCGCACCAGGUCGAAGGAUUCUUUGUUUUAGCUUCGCGUGAUCCUGACUCCCCUAUCAUCAAGACGGGAGGCAGUCUCAUGGCCGAGGAGUUUCUGGAUCUCAUGGCUGCCAAUACAAAUCCUUGUAGCUUGUUCUACAGAUUUGUGAAUGGACAACAAGCCAUCAAGGACAUCUCUGGAUCGUACCCUAAACCAAACAAUAAAAGGAAACGUCGAAGCGGUAAAGACGAUGGUGAAAACUGCCCCCAUGAUCUUGGUAGCAAGAAAGCGAACAUUGAGGCUGUCCGGGAGAAGCUCAAGGGGGCACUUCGCCAAGCUACACACGGUGUCUGGCAGGGUGGAUGGCCAGGGACCAAGACCGAGAGUACCCUGGCCAGUCUAGGAGUGACAUUGCAGGUCCAACAGAAUGACAAAUGUGUGCUUCCGAACGACUUCUGCGCACGUCCCUCAGACAUGCGGAACGCACAAGCUCAAUGCAUCCUGACGGCGUUUGCGGAAGGGUGGGUGCGACUGCUCGGUCCCCCUCCGCCUGAGGUUGGCGUUGGCAUGAUAGGCCACGAAAUCGAUGACGACGACUCUGAUGCCAGCCCAACUCGAGUUACGAUCACGGCUGCUAAGCGGCCCAAAGUUACUAAGAAGCAGCAAGCUAAGAAAAGAGCUUCGGCUGCUGGUGAUGAAACUCGACCAACACCUGAGCCCGAGCCCAUCAAGCAGAAGCGUGCUGUUGCUGAAAAAAAAUCACUUUCAACACAGUCAGUUGGGAUCAUCAGGCAACCCAGAUCGGUCACUCCUCCGGAUUCUCAAUCACCAACUCCCAGCAUCGAUAGGUUGGCAAAUAGCGAGGACGAAACCGAUGUGUCUGAAUUUGUGCCACGUAAACGCGGGCGCAUCCUCAUAGAAAGUGAUGAAGAUUCGGACGAUUGGUGA
Puccinia graminis f. sp. tritici CRL 75-36-700-3 is the source of this 2019-nucleotide messenger RNA. RefSeq lists its product as uncharacterized. Bases 1 to 2019 code for a protein of 672 amino acids. NCBI's taxonomy places the organism in Eukaryota, Fungi, Basidiomycota, Pucciniomycetes, Pucciniales, Pucciniaceae. The record is from RefSeq and is a predicted model, not a curated record. The transcript has 6 exons.